Molecule: messenger RNA, 3126 nt
Organism: Carassius auratus (goldfish)
Lineage: Eukaryota; Metazoa; Chordata; Actinopteri; Cypriniformes; Cyprinidae
Product: basic immunoglobulin-like variable motif-containing protein
Exons: 10
Coding region: 367-1854 (495 amino acids)
Cellular component (GO): nucleus
Molecular function (GO): DNA endonuclease activity; single-stranded DNA binding
Source: RefSeq, a predicted model, not a curated record
UUCAUGUUCUUUGGAAGAGGCUAUUGAUGGCUACACUGAUGCUCCUUAGCUAUCAUUCAUAUGUCCGGAUUAUUUAAAUAUAGUGCCUUAUAUGGUGGUUUAAACUUUACUCUUAAACUAUUGCGGAUAUAUUAUUUUAUAAUGUAGUCCUGAAAUGUAUUGUUGUCUUGCCUACCGACUGCCAUCGAUUAAGAAUGACUUAAACAAUGGUGUCGAGUCGAAGAUGAAGAUGAUGUACAGUAGACGGAAUUCAACCAUGUGUCAGUGGAUGAUAUUCUUUGUUGAGCUCUCUUCUUGGACUAAGCCGCUGCUGCUGGAGUACAUCUGUAGGUUAUUCUCUUAACCGUCAUCCCAGUUCUCCGUUCAAUGCCUAACACUGCGGAAAGUGAAGGCGCCAAGGUAUCUGCUAGGACUGAUCAGGAGGCUCCAUCACGGGCCCCGGCCAGAGAGGAUGAGCGUGAGCGCAACUUCCUGAGUCCAGUGACGCAUGAUGCGCUGCGGGUACGACGGGCCUCCAGCGCAGAGCUCCAGCUUCCAUGGACCUGUCCUGUAACACACUCCCGAGAGAAGUUCUACACCGUCUGCUCGGACUAUGCCCUACUCAACCGAGCCCGACCCAUUAUCACAUCUGAAGAUGCACCACCGACCAAUCCAGACACCACAGCUGCAGCCCCUUCCCAGAGUCAUUCGGGGGGAAUAAGUAUGUCUUUAGAUGGGAACUGUGAUAUGGAGGUUGUGUCAUCCAGCAACAAGCCUGUGCUGGCCUGGGAGAUUGACACCUCUGAUUUUGACGUGGUUCUAACACGGAAAGCCAGAACAAGUAAUUUAAAGAAAUUCAACUCUAAGAAAAUGAAAUCGUCUGACAGGCCGAGCAGAAACCUGCAAGAUCUCCCGCCACAAGCUUCUCUGGAGGAGAUCAAACAGAGAAAAGUCUUGGACCUCCGCAGAUGGUACUGCAUCAGCCGUCCCCAAUAUAAAACAUCGUGUGGAAUCUCCUCACUUGUCUCUUGUUGGAACUUCCUCUACAGUACUUUAGGUGCAGGCAGUCUCCCACCUAUGUCUCAAGAAGAAGCGCUGCACAUACUUGGUUUCCAGCCUCCAUUUGAAGAUAUUAAGUUUGGACCAUUCACUGGCAAUGCCACUUUGAUUCGAUGGUUCAGACAAAUCAACGAUCAUUUUCGUGUCCGGGGUUGCUGUUACAUUCUGUACAAACCUCAUGGGAAGCACAAGACGGCAGGAGAGACAGCUGAGGGGGCGCUGCUGAAGCUGACGCAGGGACUUAAAGAUGAAUCCAUGGCCUACAUUUACCACUGUCAGAAUCACUACUUCUGUCCUGUGGGCUAUGAAGCCACACCGCUAAAGGCAGCCAAAGCAUACAGGGGGCCACUGCCACUUAAUGAGAUGGAGCACUGGAUACUUAUUGGUGAACCAAGCAGGAAACACCCUGCAAUCCACUGUAAAAAAUGGGCAGAUAUUGUGACAGAUCUGAACACUCAGAACCCAGAAUACUUAGACAUUCGCCACAUAGAGAGAGGCAUUCAGUAUCGCAAAACCAAAAAGGUUGGAGGCAAUCUGCAUUGCAUCAUGGCCUUCCAGAGAGUCAACUGGCAAAAGUUGGGACCGUGGGCACUGAAUCUGGAAAAUCUGAGGCAUGAUCUCCACCAUCAGGCACCAGAACACAGAGGUCAAGCUGCGACAGAGCACGGUUCUGAGGAGCGAGCGGUGAAAUGCCUGGGUAGGUCCCUCAGUACGGGGAACAAGUCUGACAGCGCCUGGAAGCGUUUGUCCAACACAGCAGAGUACAGGCACAGAAGCUCUCCAGACAGUGACCUAGAUGAAGACAUAACUGACUAAAUCUAAAAUGUCCAACCCUCCUCUUAAAAAAUAAUAAUAAUUUUUGGUUUCAACCAUUUAAACAAGAAUAUUUACCUUCCCAGGUUGUUAGCCACAGUGAAAAGUCAGAAUUACAUAACAUAGAUGAAGUUGCAAGCUAAAUGGUGUGGUUAAUGCUCUGGUAACCAUAAGGAUGGUUUGAUGCCCAUAAGGAAGAAGCCAUAAGCUUUUGUGGAGGACAUCCCUGUGAUGCCAUCAUUUUACAGCUACAGUAUGUAAACAAAUCCCACAGCCCUCAGUAAUGUGCUAUUAAAUUAAGUUUUAAAAUACUUCACAAUGGCUCUCUCUCCAAGACUUUGAGUCACUUCCUGUAGGUCAAAAUGCUGCUUUCUUUCAACUCAUUAUGGAUAAAUGAAUCCUCAAAUGAAUGUGCAGUUAACUGCACUAAAGGUGUGGUCAAAUGUACCAUUGUUAUGCAAAUUCUUGCAGGUGAAGUCCAUCAAUUCCAUUAGGAAUCCACACAAUCCAGAAUUUCAUGUAAUGGUGAAUGAUUUCCCCAGGUUUUACAGUUGGUUAAAGUUGGUCACACCGUGUUGACCAACAGAAAGUUGCUUGGGUUGAAAGUGAUCGUGCUUAAUAUAUUGCUACACUAUACGCAGCGGACAAUUUUUGUCUGCCAGAAUUUGUGGCUGCACCUUAAGUGUACCAAGAACAUGAAGUGAAUAUUUGAUUUUCAGAUCAGUAUCAUUCCAUUUAAGUUAUAUGCUAUUUGGUGGAUUUAUAUGCUACUAAUGGUACUCUUGAUCAUUGGAGUGAAGUAUGGAGUGAAAAAUGAUAUGCUCACAGAAAACACUACAUAAAAGACUAGACUACACUACAUUGAAGACUAGUUCUACUAAUGCAUAAACAAAUGGCUUUAUUAGUGUAAGUAUAAAAAAAUACAAACUAAGUCAAGGUCGACAUAAAGAUAUCAGACCGUUUAAUGAUGUGACCAUGUGAUAUUUCAGUGGAUCAGAUUCUGGUUAUCAUUAAGUGACAUGGUUUAAUAAGAUGGUGCCAUCUUAUUGUAAAUAGCAACUUGAAGGAUUCCACUCAUGUUCUUUGUCAAACGCGCUGUGAGCUAAGAUUGCAUGAUUGCUUCCAUGUCAUGUGGACUGUGAUUUGUUAUUCCUUUAACACAGCAACAUCUUCUGUAUAAUGUUAAAGUCAUCACAAAUCUCAUACUCAUGUGAAUCUAGUCUAUUAUUAUUGUAUUCUUUUUAUUUAUGAAUAAAAUAUUUAUACACCUUCGUA